AUGGACGAAAAACAUGAUGUCAGGAAUUUAAAAUUUAUAUUUACAGCAAUGAGAGAACUUUCUAUUAUAACGCUGGAGCACGUAAAUAUGCAAAAGAUAUUAAAUGAUCCGAAAGAAAAGUUUGAUCUAAUUAUUGGCGAAUGGAUGUUUAAUGAACUAUAUGCCGGACUUCCAGCGAUAUUUGAAUGUCCUUUUAUAUGGUUCUCAACAGUUGAAUCACACUGGAUGAUAUUAAAGAUAAUCGACGAGUUACCAAAUCCAGCGUACAACUCGGAUAUCGUUUCUAAUAACUCGCCACCAUUUACAUUUAUACAAAGAGUACAGGAAUUAUCUUAUCAGAUUUUUGGUGUACUAGAUCAAUACUUUGUGUUCUCUCCCAUCGAAAAUGAAGAUUAUGAACGAAUUAUCGCUCCAAUUGUUCGAAGAAGAGGAAAAUCUGUGCCUUCGUUUGAGGAAUUGAGAAACAAUAUUUCGUUAGUCCUUGGAAACUCACAUGUAUCAAUUGGACAUGCAACCCGCUUACCACAAAGCUAUAAACCUAUAGCAGGCUAUCAUAUUGAAAAAGUAGUUAAACCUUUACCCCAGGAUCUUAAGGCGAUAAUGGAUAAUGCGGAAAAUGGCGUAAUAUAUUUCAGCUUAGGCACAGGUUUAAAAAGCAAGGAACUGCCUAGUUCAAUUAAAAGAGGUUUACUACAAUUAUUUGCCAAUUUAAAACAAACUGUUAUUUGGAAACUGGAAGAGAACCUACCUGACAGACCGAAAAAUGUGCACAUAUUACAAUGGGCACCUCAGCAAAGUAUUUUAGCUCAUCCAAAUUGUGCAUUAUUUAUUACACAUGGAGGUUUGCUUUCAUCUACUGAGACACUCCACUUUGGAGUACCUAUAAUUGGAAUACCUGUGCUUGCUGAUCAGUUUAAUAACAUUGACAGAGCUGUGAAGAAAGGUUAUGCGAUAAGAGUGGACCUCACAUAUUCCCUGGUUGAUGACUUAAAAGUGGCAAUCAAUAACAUGCUCAGUGAUCCCAAAUAUAAGAAAACAGUAAAAGAACUGUCGUUUAUAUACCACGAUAGACCAGUGUCUCCGGGAGAUGAGCUAGUGCACUGGGCGGAGCAUGUCAUACGUACGGGUGGUGCGUUACACCUCCGUUCCCCAGCGCUGGAUGUCGCGUGGUACCAGAAGAUGUACCUAGAUUUAGCUGCUGUUAUGUUUAUUGUUUUGGCAAUAUUUAUAUUAUUUUUCAAUUUGCUUAUAAAACAAAUUUCGUCGAGUAAACGUGAUAUCGAAAGGAAGAGAAAAUAG
Messenger RNA from Parnassius mnemosyne (clouded apollo), 1299 nucleotides. The record is from the annotation of a GenBank genome assembly. Lineage: Eukaryota; Metazoa; Arthropoda; Insecta; Lepidoptera; Papilionidae.